AUGGCUCUGCUGGAGACCAACAAGUACUCGCAGGGCUCAGUCCUCGGCAGCGUGAAUCCUGACCUCGCCAGCGAGAGGCAAACGGCCUCGUUCAGUGUGGAAAAGCUCAUGGUCCUGCUGGACGGCGGCGUGGAGCGCACUCGGAUACGGAGGGCGGUGGUUGAAGCUAUCGAAUCCGACCCUGAAUUUAGCAGAGAAAAUGAGUAUUUCCAGAGCCAGAACGAGAGGUAUGAAGCAGCAGUCAGAAAAGCUGUUCACCUCCGGAAAAAGAUGCAGGAAAUGGGAUGGACUGAGGAUGGACCUGAAUAUACGUACAUUUACAGGGCACUGUCAGGAGAAAUCGCGUUUCUCCUUCACCGCGUUUUCAUGAGAAGUAUUACAGUGCUGGGCUCCAAGAAACAGAUCGCCAAAUGGAUUCCUCUCGCCGUCCAGUAUCAGCUCAUCGGAAGCUAUGCCCAGACCGAACUGGGGCACGGAACUUAUCUUCAGGGUUUGGAAACAACAGCAGUCUUUGAUGUCGCUACACAGGAGUUUAUACUGAACACACCAAAGAUCUCUGCCAUGAAGUGGUGGCCUGGAGACAUGGGAAGGACAGCAACUCACACGAUGGUCUUUGCUCAGCUGUACAUCCAUGGGAAGUGCUAUGGCGUGCAUCCCUUCAUCGUGCAGAUACGCAGCCUUCAGGACCAUUCACUCUGCCCAGGCAUAACUGCAGGAGACAUCGGUCCCAAAAUGAAUUUUGAGCACACUGACAACGGCUACCUCAUGCUGCAGAACGUGCAUGUCCCCAGGGAGAACAUGCUGAACAAGUUUUGCGAGGUUCAACCAGAUGGCACCUAUGUAAGACAGGGGUCAAAGAAGAUUAAUUAUUUCACAAUGACUACAGUGCGCAUCUCCCUCAUUUCGGACCAAGUCCUAAUACCUCUGAUGAAAGCUUGCACCAUUGCCAUCCGAUACUCCGUGGUUCGCCGGCAGUCCAAGUUGAAGCCUGGGGAAGAAGAAGCAAAAAUCCUUGACUACCAGACUCAGCAAGAGAAAUUGCUGCCCCAGUUGGCAGCAGCCUAUGCCUUUCAUUUCAUCAACAACUACCUGCAGAACCUCUUCGACAGGGGGUACAGAGACAUCCAGAAGAAGAACUUCGACACGCUGCCAGAGCUUCAUGCAUUUUCUUCAGGCUUCAAAGCCAUGGUUACUCAGUAUAGCACUUCAGCAGUGGAGAUCUGCCUCCGGGCAUGUGGAGGACAUGGUUAUUCCUUGCUGAGUGGACUCCCUUCCUUGUACACUAAAAUACUUGCCUCUUGUAUUUAUGAAGGGGAAAACACUAUUUUGCUCCUGCAAACUGCCAGGUUCCUGAUUAAGUGCUUCACGGCAGCCAGCACUGGCCAGCCUGUUCCGCCAUCUGUCACUUACCUGGCUGCAGUGAAACCUGGGAAUUGUCCAGCCAAGAGCAAGUUGGAUUUUCUCAGCCCAGACACUUACACUGAGGCCUAUCAACACAUGGCAGCCAGACUUGUAAGCAGCACGGCAGCUAAACUACAGGACUUGAUUCAGUCUGGAGCCAAAAAGCACGAUGCGUGGAACCAGUGCACAGUACAGCUGGCUCAGGCUGCAAAGGCUCACUGCCACUACAUCACAGUGAAGAACUUUGCAGAAACUGUGGAAAAACUCGAGACCCAGGCUGGCAUCCAGAAGAUUAUAAAACAUCUUUGUGACCUCUUUGCAUUACACGGGAUCUUCUCGAAUGCAGGACUCUUCUUGCACGACGGAUACAUAUCUGGAGCUCAAAUGGACAUGGUCACAGCAUCAUACCUGGACCUCCUGGCUGUCAUUCGGAAGGACGCUGUUCCACUAGUGGACGCUUUUGACUUCACAGAUAAGAGCUUGAACUCUGCGCUUGGCAGUUACGACGGGCAGGUUUACCAACGGCUUUACGAGUGGGCUCAGAAGUCACCAACCAACAAGAUGAGCCCAGCCUACGAGAGGUAUUUGAAGCCGCUUCUUCACAACAAGCUAUCGAAAUUAUGA
Messenger RNA from Leptosomus discolor (cuckoo roller), 2025 nucleotides. RefSeq names its product acyl-CoA oxidase 2 (gene ACOX2). The record is from RefSeq and is a predicted model, not a curated record. Gene Ontology annotation, biological process: fatty acid beta-oxidation using acyl-CoA oxidase; lipid homeostasis; very long-chain fatty acid metabolic process. Gene Ontology annotation, molecular function: fatty acid binding; FAD binding; 3alpha,7alpha,12alpha-trihydroxy-5beta-cholestanoyl-CoA 24-hydroxylase activity. Gene Ontology annotation, cellular component: peroxisome. NCBI's taxonomy places the organism in Eukaryota, Metazoa, Chordata, Aves, Leptosomiformes, Leptosomidae.